AUGGCUGCUCUUCGGAUACUGGUGCCCGUAAAGCGGGUCAUUGACUUCGCCAUAAAACCCCGCAUCAACAAAUCUCAAACAGGUGUCGAAACGGCCGGUGUCAAGCACUCCCUCAAUCCAUUCGAUGAGCUUUCCAUAGAAGAAGCAGUGCGCCUACGCGAACGCAAAGGUCCCAUGUCUGUUUCCGACAUCCUUGCUAUCUCCGCCGGCGGGCCAAAAUGCGUAGACACCCUCCGAACCGCUAUGGCCAUGGGAGCAGACCGAUCAAUCCACGUCGAUAUACCCGAGAAACCAGACCAGGCAGGCCUAGAGCCAUUGACUGUGGCCAAGCUGCUGAAGAAUGUUGUCCAAAGGGAAAAUAUCAACCUGGUGCUUUUAGGCAAACAGGCUAUUGAUGGAGAUCAGGGACAGACGGGCCAGAUGCUGGCCGGCCUCUUAGGCUGGCCACAGGCAACCCAAGCGAGCAAGGUUGAUGUGAAAGAUGAUGCGGGUAUCGUAGAGGUCACGAGAGAGGUUGACGGCGGCGUGGAGACGCUCAGGGCCAAGUUGCCCAUGGUGAUUACCACAGAUUUGCGGUUGAACGAGCCGCGCUAUGCGAGUUUGCCGAACAUUAUGAAAGCAAAGCGGAAGCCGUUGGAAAAGAAGACUUUGGCAGAUUAUGAAGUUGAGGAUACAAAGAGGCUGAAAACUUUGAAGGUUACGGAGCCACCCGCCCGACAGGGAGGCGGCAAGGUAGAAGAUGUUGAUGGAAUGAUCUCCAAACUUAAAGAGCUUGGUGCUCUAUAA
Messenger RNA from Histoplasma mississippiense, 786 nucleotides. Its product is annotated as electron transfer flavoprotein beta-subunit. The record is from RefSeq and is a predicted model, not a curated record. Gene Ontology annotation, cellular component: cytosol. The coding region runs from base 1 to 786 and encodes 261 amino acids. NCBI's taxonomy places the organism in Eukaryota, Fungi, Ascomycota, Eurotiomycetes, Onygenales, Ajellomycetaceae. The transcript has 3 exons. Gene Ontology annotation, molecular function: electron transfer activity.